UAUUAAUUUCCCCACGAGAGACUGUAAGAGUAAAUAGGCAUUGCUAAAUUAUUAAAUGAAUGUCUGACAGAACGUAAUGCAUUGAUUACUAAACUGCAGUAUUACACAGACACUCGCUCCAUCUUGCUUUGAUUUAGAAAACAUUAAACGUAUCGCAUCCUGCGGUUGAUUUAUGUUGAAACACACGCAUUCUUUUCCGCUUAUCGAUGAUCGGGCUGUUGAUGUGCCAGUCCGUAAUAUAUACCCUGGCUAUGCAAACACGCCAUUAUAUCUUGCAAGACGAAAGACUCUGUGACAGCACCGAAUGCGGGGUACAAAUGCACUAUGUGACGCUGGACGACGAGAUCAAAGUUUACGGUGGAUGGGUUAAGGUGCACCCGUCCUCCCAUACUCAUGGCAGCUGUGGUAGGGAUCUGGCUUGUGAACUCCAGUUGGUACCAGACUCUGGCAGCCUCAAGAAACAGGAGUUUCAUCUCAUCUUCCUCCAAUUCCAGCUUGAUGACUCUAAUGACGAAUUCAUGUUAAAACUGGAUCAAGCCAGUUCCACAUCUUUCAAAGAUGUUAGCCAGAUAGCCACGAUAACCAGAGACUCGGAAAGACCACAUGAUUACAUGAGCGGUGUCGGCAAAUUUGUUCGCUUCCGACUUACACAUGGAAACAGAACCGAUGAUUUUGGAUUCACGAUAAGCGUUACAAGAACAGGCGCUACAUUCGAUCCAUCCAAGUCAGAUGAUAACCCUAUGGCUCUGUCACCUCCUGUCACGAUUUUCAUCUCCGUCAUUGGAAUUAUCAUUUUAUUUUUCAUCGUUUAUAUGAUAAUAAAGACCAUCAAACUAAGAAGCAAUUUUCUGUCUUCCCGGAGAAACAGUGGACAGCCGCUGAACAAUAUCGCACUCACGGAAAGAAACCCAAGUCAUCCAAGAAGGGCAGAGGCAAAUUCUUACACACAGCCACCAAGCGCGGACCGUCCAAGCAUUGUCCGACAUGCCUCUGACGAGGACGAGAGCUACGUCCUGACAGAUUUCCCAUAUGUCAAUACACCAAUGGUUAUAGUCGGGAAUUCGGACAGCCCCCCGGACAGCACCGAAGUUGCGGACAGCACCGAAGUUCCGGCCAAACCACCACCGACGUAUGAAGAUGUGAUGCAAUUUUCGGAUGAAUGAUGGAAUAUAUUUUCAUAGUCUUGUAUGUAUAUUUGCAGUUCCGGGGAAUUAUUGCAUUUGAACAAUUUUUUUUCCCCAGAGAUACUAGUACAUGUAUAUACUGUGUACGGGAAAUGUGUAAUACAUAUAUAUUAUUACUACAGUAACUUGAUCCGAAGAGUCGGAUCACGUCGAGUUGACAGGCGCGGAUCAUCAGAUCACACGAGACGCGAAGCGUUGAGUUUGAUCUGAUGAUCCGCGCCUGUCAACGAGACGUGAUCCAACUCUUCGGAUCAAGUUACUGUAGUAAUGAUAAAUUUAUUAUAUACCCCCUAUGCAUUUUUAAAUCCACAUUUAUAUGAUACUAAAUGUAAUCCAACUUAUCAAAAAUACAGACAUACAGUGAAAUUAUGUUUUGUGUAUACAUUUUUGUUUGUGACGCGGCCAAUAUUUUAAGUAAAAAACGUUGCGUUGAUGCAUUGUGACAGCAUCAGUUUCAGAGGAUACUGAUCAUUCUCUCACCAGAGGGCGCGCUACGCAAGCUUCGCGUUGUGGAGCGUAGCGUAACGCCCUCUGGUGAGAGAUUGGGAUACUGAUACGGAAUCAGAAAACCACAGUGUGGUGAUCCGGAAAACCGGAUAUUUAAUACGCUGUGAAAUCCACAGUAUCAAAGAACGAUACAUUGGUGGGUAUAUAAUAAUGUAUUUAUAUAUGUAUAUAUAAUUAUUUAUCUGCAAUGAAAAGGUGGAUUUCGAAUCUACCUAUCAUUCAGGUUAACUACCCAAUAAACUAGCCAUUGUGAAUUUCAGGUUAUUAAGAAUCAUUACUUCUAGUCAGAAAAUGAGGAUUUUUUCAACAUUUAUAAUUUAAUCCUUAUUCUUGAAUCACAGAGUUAAAAGUAAGGUUUUUGCAAAGACAAUUUAUUUCUCGGUUGAUGCUCAUUAAUUGUAUUUAAACUCACGUGGCAAUACAGGAACAGUAGGUCAUGAUUUAAGCGUUUAAUUUGCACAAUGUGUAAAUCUGGUGUAUCAGAGUUACAAGCACAGGGGCUAAGCCCGUUUUGGGCCCAAACUCUAUGAUACCAUAAAUAUAGUUAUGGUAUCACAGAGUUCGGGCCCAAUACGGGCUUAGCCCCUGUGGUUACAAGGGGAAUAAAUAUUACAUAUGGCGGCUACAGUACAACAGUUAAAAACUCUUAGCAUUUUACCUGUAAUAUUUUAACAGCUUAAGUAAAUUGAUAGUAACGAUAUGAUAUCUGUACAGAAUUUGUUCUGUUUUUCUGAUUUGUUUGAAUAGUAAAAUAAUAUAUGAAAAUUGUACUUUUUAUUACGGACCGGUGAUUUUCCCAGUUUCUGUGGAUAAUUUACUUCGUUUUGUGAGGACUGUGUUGGGCUUCCUGGUCCGUUUCCUUUAACGCUUUUGAUGCAAGUUGAUUGUUUUCGAAUUCACCCCCCCCCCCCUCCCCUAAAUUGAAUAGAAUAACAUAAAAUUUACUGUAAGAUUGCGUGUGCGACGUUGCGUCAAAGGACAAACUUCACACAAAACAAAAUUUUAAAGUGAAAGUUUUUUUUUUUUCAAUUUUCAGCUUUAAAAAAGAAUAGGAUGACUACAGAUCGAUGAUUAUGAAGUGUGUUUUUACAAUAAGUCUACAUCAUGUAUUCAUUUGAGCGAGAACUACCCUCCAGUACAAAUUCCUUAUAUUAUAUCUCUGACAUUUUCCCCAAGUAAAAUGCUUUACAGCUACAUGUAAUACGCAGUAUGAAUUUUUUAUAUAUAUCUAUGCAUAGAAUUAGGUGCAAUUGGGCAUUUUUGAGACCUUAUUGUUUUCGAGUCCAUCAUUAUUAUGUCUGAAUAGUCUUCUUUUUUUUUUUUUUCCUUGAUUUGAAGGACAUUUUUUCUGCGGUAGAAUUGGUGCAAGACAAGAGGAAAUCGUGAAAGAUGAAUUACUGUAUAAAUUUGAAACUAUGUAUCCUGUUUCACGCUGAUGGUUGGGUUUUUAUAGCUAAAUCUGCUGACGAUUAAUUGAACAAUAUGUAGUGAAUGACUUUUGCAAAUGCUGUACUGUUAUACAAUGGGGCCGGAAUGAUAGUGUUGAUUUUUAAAAUUCCUAUGACAAAAAUCUCGCUUAUUGUAUCACAACAAUGAAAUCAAAGAAAACGUAAUCGAAUUUUAAAUGUUUAUAGGUAUCGUAUUUUCACGACCGGGGUCAUUUUUAAAGCAUAAACAAGAAACAUAACCCAUUUUCAUGUGAACAAACAUAGAAAUUCAAAUAUUGCGUUAUCAGAAAAAUCGGACAACAAUUUUUUUUUCUACAAUAUUGCUAUGUUAGCGUUACUGUAUUGCUGUGAUGUGUGGGGAUAUCAAACUUCUGAUGUCAUAGAACAUGUGUAUUUUUUUUUUCUUUCUAGUUUUAACUUAAAGGGGCAUGGACACGAUUUGGGUAAAAAAAAACAAAAAAACAUACUUUGAUGAUAUGAUAGAAUUUGAUACAUAUAAGAUUUAACAACAAACCUAAAUCUCUUUUUAAGAAUGGAUGCAAAAAUAUAUCUGAGAAAUCUAAACUUAUAAUUUUGAAAACGAGACACGGCCCUGGUUAGGAUUUCAUGUUAUUUAACUCAAUUAUCAACAUGACGCCAAAAUCGACUGCUUCAGUGAAAAAAUAUUUUACAACAAAUUUUUUCAGGUCUGUCUUCUUUGUGCUUGCUCCCUAAUUUUGAAUGCCUUUGACAUACUUUUUAGUUAUUUUGUUUUCUCACCUUCGCACGUGGUUUCCUAGCUAAUGACAAGCGUUUGUUUCUAGUCCUAUGAAAAGCACGCGCAUGUGUCUACAAACACGAUAUAUGGAGCUGGAUUUUAUGUAAAUUCAAAGUGUAUCCUAGGUGAAAAUAUUUUAAUUCACUUAAAAAAAAUUAUUUUUUCUCUAAUGAAUAAAAACUUUAAUUGAUCAUAAACUGUGUCCCUGCCCCUUUACGGUGAAUGAGGGCGUUUCCCUCGGUAUGUCGAUGAUCUCAUAUUAUUACUUUGUGUAAAAAUGUUUUGUAAAUGUAAUGUAAGCGUGUAGAACUAUUGAAUGUCAUUGUGAUGAGAACGUUUCCAGUGUCUCUGUCGCUAUUGUAUAGAAAUAUAAUUAUGCAUUCAAGGGUUUUAGCGCCCAUAAGUUACUUUUUGUUGUAUUUUAUAAACGUAUUUUUUCAAUAAAAUGUAAUAAUUAUA
Molecule: messenger RNA, 4355 nt
Organism: Ostrea edulis (European flat oyster)
Lineage: Eukaryota; Metazoa; Mollusca; Bivalvia; Ostreida; Ostreidae
Exons: 6
Coding region: 207-1163 (318 amino acids)
Source: RefSeq, a predicted model, not a curated record